Molecule: messenger RNA, 9296 nt
Organism: Coregonus sp. 'balchen'
Lineage: Eukaryota; Metazoa; Chordata; Actinopteri; Salmoniformes; Salmonidae
Source: the annotation of a GenBank genome assembly
AUGUGCCCUGUGGAGGUGAGGGGUGCCUUCACCCUUGACUUGCGUCGCAGAGAUGCUGUCAUAGCUCUCGCUGUCUUCCUCGUGGAGUCUGACUUACAGGUAGGUGGUUUAUUGAUUGAUUUCAGGUAGGUAGGUUAUUUGGCUUUGUAACCGUUUCAACAGGAAUCCUGGCCCUGUUUCAAUGCAUCCUUCCUCCUUUCCCAGAUGUAGCAAAAUUGCAUGCAUGUAGGUAUUCAGCUUUGCUUGUUGGAGUGGCUGUGUGUAUUCUGGCCAAUCUUGUUAGAUCGGUGAUUAGGCUAUGAGAAAGGAUGAAAGGUAUAGUGAGUUUUGGAAGUACUUAAACUAGGCCAUGCUAUGUCACAGCAUACACCCACUCCAUAGGUAGACAUUAUUAUUAUAAAGCCAAAUCACAUUAUUCAGAUGUCACAGGCAAGGGAACUGCAGCAGCUCCACACAGAUCAACAAAGUAAGCUAAUUGGCCUAAUCGGUUUGAGCUAGUGAUUAGACCUGGUGCUGCUGUGUAAGCUACUAAAGUCCAUCACAACAAGACAUGGCAUGGCAGGCCACAGAAAUACACCUUUUGAGAAGCUAUCAAUCCCCCAACACACGCACACACACACGCACCUACACACUUUUUGAUUAUGGGGUGAACUGUCCCUUUAAGAGGAGUGAACAAGUGUGUACUGUGUGUACUGUAAGUGUGUACUGUACUAGUGUGUGUACUGUGAUGGUAAGGGUGUAUACUGUAUUGUGUACUGUAAUUGUGUACUCUAAAAGUGUGUGUACUGUGAUGGUAAGGGUUUGUAUUGUAUUGUUUUGCCCCUGCAGCACAAGGAAACAGUUGUUCCUUACUUGUUGACCCUACUGAGGGGAUUGCCAAGGGUCCAAUGGAUCGAGGAGAGCUCGGGAAAGAAAGGAGGGGGUUCAGACAAUCUUCUUACUCAUUGCAUUUUUCAUCUACAAGAACAAAGUCCUGUUCACACAAAGCAUCUCAGAGUAUUAGUGCUGAUCUAGGAUCAGGUCCCCCCUCUUAUUCAUUAUGAUUUAGAAGGCAAAACUGAUCCAAGAUCAGUACUCCUACUCUGAGAUGCUUUGUGAAUAUGGGCCCUGUUGUUUACUUUUGAUUAGUUUAUUAUUGACUUUAUACUUAUACUAUACUAUUACAAAUAAUUUUUUCAGUGUCAUUGUAGUAUUGUUUAGUUAUAUUUACAUUUAUUUGGACCGUACAUUGAAAUACGUUUAGUUGUUUUUGUAAUAUAUAUAUAGGCCUACUGCCAUUGACAUACUUUAGGCUACAUUUGCAAUGUCAUUGCAGUGUGACUUUACUAAACUCCCCAUGUUGCCUCAACAGCUUUUUAUAUGGCUCUGAGUGUGCACACAGUCAAUGUCCCAAAUGCAGUCACAGUAUUUGCUGUUUGAUAACUGUACUGUGUCUCUCCCCCUCAGAGGCCCUCCCCAUUGCGGAGAACUUUAGCUUCUGUCUGGUGACCCUGCUGGCUGAUGUGGCCCAGAGAGACCCAGACUCCAGAACCCAGGUUUGUGGUAACAAUAGGCUUUAUAGCACUGUGCUAGGAAUUAAUAACUGUUAAUAACAGCGUUAUAGCACAGUGCAAGGAGUUCAAUACUGUUAACAUAAUUAUAACACUGUGUAGGAGUUAAUAACAACAUUACAGUACUGUGCUGGGAAUGAAUAACUGUUAAUAACAGCAUUAUAGCACUGUUCUAUGGAGUGAAUAUCAGCAUUACAGCAUCGUGCUAGUUAUUAACUGUUGAUAACAGCAUUUUUUACUAAGAAGUCCCCCUCUGCCAUGUCUGUAGAUUCUGGAGGCUGUUAUGGAGGUAAUGCAUGGGUUUCUGGAGAUGUGCCAGACUCCAGAGAACCACGACAAAGGUACCGACACACACACACACACACACACCUCUCUCUCUGCAGUCAUAGCAUGUAGCACAUUGUGUGCAUGUUUUUCCUGAUGUGGUGUGUGUGUGUGUGUGUGUGUGUGUGUGUCUCUUCUCCAGUCUACCUGUGCAGGUACAUCUUUCCCUGCCUGCUGGGUGUGAUCCGGGCAUUUGGUCGCUACAGCAACACGGAGGAGGCCCUGCUGUCCAAACUGUUCCCUCGAGGGGUGCCACAGACACCUCGCGUCAGCGAGGAACCGGAAGGAAUACGGCGGAGGUCCUUCAACGACUUCCGCUCCAUCAUGCCCAACUCCCUGCUCACCGUGUGUCAGGGGGAUACGAUCCACAGGCGCACAUGUACCGCCACGGACACCUCACAGGUAGGACUAUUGUAAACCCUGGGCUUGUUGUUGUUGACUGUCCGGUUGUGGAAGGAGUUAGGGUGUUUGUGUUUUAUGGGAGAUGGACACACACACACACGCACACACACGCACUGUUUGUCAGUUCAUGUUAUGACGGCAUGGAACAUCUCUCGUCCUAUAGGUUAGUCCGGACCCAGCAGGCCAGUCCCCCUGCUCCCCUACAGGUCCUGGCCUACACUACUUUGAAGGUAAAACCAGCUGCAUUUAAUGAAGUAGUUCCCUCCCUUCUGCCCUCGUCGAUCAUGGGUCUGUUUUUAUACAGUUAGUCAACAUUGUCAUGAUUCUAAAUUAAGUGGAGGGUUUUAGGCGUUGGUUCUGCCUCUCCUCAGCUUAUUGUUUCAGCUGUGUGUGUGAGUGUGCACGUGCAUGUGCGUGGUCAUUUAUGAGGGAUAAUCAUUUUUCAGGAUAUUAACCAUUUUAUAGUCCCAGUUCAGUAGCCGUAGCCAAGCAGUCUAAAAAUGAAGUUGUUGUGCGUGAUUGAGACAACAAAAUCUGACAAAAUGGGGAAAACAUUUUUAAAUGUAGAGUCAGCGAUGCACGAACGUAAAACGGCAAUAUCGGGCCGACUUCCGCAAAAAUCCAAAGUAUGAACCGCGAGGCUAAACUUCACUUCUGUUUUUGUCCCGCGUUUAUCACGUUGCAGCAGUGGGAAGCGCACCAGUGCACUUGCGCUGAUUUUUUUUGCGAGUGCAACGUCUUGGCUCGCCCUCAUCUGCAAUAUCCUGCUACCUGUAGCAACUUUACAUCGCUGAGUCUCCAUUUAAGAUGAAUGAAAAUUAUGACAGAAGUGUAUCUCUCCCUCUCCAGGUUCCUAUCUUCCUGACGGUAGCGCAGUGGACCCAGACUACUACUUCAUGACUGUUAGCUCCAGCUUUUCCGUGUCUCCUCUUUUCAUCAGGGAGGGCGAGGGGGAGAUGGAGGUGCCUGUGGAUCUGCUCAGACAGCUCCUCAGCAUGGUACACUACCACACAGCAGGACUAUUACUGUCGGCUGUAGCACUCACACAUUCACAUCUCCUUGGUUAGAACUAAGAGCAUAUAGCACAGCAAUUUAUCUUCAAAGCCUGUGGGAGAAGGAAAAAUGUAUUGUUUGUAUGAAUUAACCUAAUCCGUAUAAGUUGUCAAUGUGUUAGUUGUACGUGCUACGAUUAUGAAUUCUGCAUCAACAUUUGAAAAUGUUAUUUAGUUUUUUUGCACAAGUACUUGAUGUACAGUGUCUUGUAAACCCAUAUAGGCUGGGCACCAAAUGGUGUAUUACACUGAAAUAAAUCAAUAUCCAAAAAUUGAAAUUACAGCAAACAUGUAUGGCCAUUGGUCAGUUAUUACAUGCACUGCAUUCUAAACGGAUGUUGUUUUUUCAUGUGCAGGUGAAGAGCUUUUUGUCUGACUCCUUCCUGAAAACACUGGACGCCACAAUGGUGGAAGUCACUGAGGUGGGGAUUGGUUUUAGGGCUGACCCCAUUUAGUCGACUGGUCGAUUGUUUUGGUCACUAGGCUGUUGGUCGAUCGAGAUUUCUUUAGUCGAGCAGUAGAAAAAUAUUAAUGGUGUACAAGACACCUGUCUGAGUGGAUUAAUCCAUUGUGGAGGCCGUGGGGAUGGCACAGUCUACUAAGACAUGUGCUACUGAAAUUAUAUAUGGUUAUAUUACGUAAGAACAAUGGUGCAACACUAACAAAUGCGCUUUCUCCCACGUUGGAUAGUGGUCGCUCUCCGCGGUUCUGGAACAUCAGCACGCUGUUGAAUUGGCGUCUAUUGCUAGACCAUGUUGCUAUGUGCUAGCAAAGUUAACCAUCAUAUUGGUGUUGAGAACAAUGCAACGGAGUUAGGAGACUUGAAAACAGCAAUUGCCUUAAUUGUCUAAGAAAAGUGAGGAGAGAGGAAACCCCAACUUAAUUAAAUCUAUAGUCAAUAUCCUAAUGUGCCUGGCUUUAUAAAUCAUCCAUAUAUAUCUACAGAAAUAAGACAGAUCCUGCUUCUGUUUGAGCGUUUGUUUAAUAGCCUACUGAUUCCAUGAGCAUCAAGCCUCACGCAGCCACAACAUGUCGGAUAAAGAAUUUCACAAAUUCGGCUGUUUUUAAUCUUUGCUUUGCUGUACUGAAGGCUUUACACUUUUCUUUGUUCGAACAGCUCUCUGGUAUUACUAAUUAUUUAUUUCGUGUUUACACUCUUCCAAAUUGUCAGAAAAAUAAUAUUUAUAAUAAUAAUAAUAACCCUCCCUUUUUCUUGAUUUCCUUAUUGUUAUUAUUAGUCUUAUUAUUAUGAUCAUCGUUAUAAUAAUAAGUAAUGUCUUAUCAUUACUUGGCUUAGUAUAGCAGCCUUGUAUAACCACCAUCGAGCUGUAGGCCAAAGAGCGCAUCCGGGUUAGUCUUAAUACCGUAACUUCCUUAGGCCUAUAUUUCAAUAGUUACAGUGUAUAGGCUACUGUAUCAAUCAAUAUUUAUUUGUUCAUGUCAUCACACAGCAUAUGAAUCACACACAACUUUUCAGUCAGAAAUAGCUUCAGCAACACGGACAGCGCGAUAAACACUGUUGAAGUUCUGUAGUGGUCGCUGCAGCAUGGAGGAGAGGGAGACAACGGGUGCUAGUCACACAGUCAUGCGCUGUCAUUUUUGUUAACACAGCGCAGCAAGUCUGAGCACAAUCAAAUCAAUUGCGGUCGGACUCCCUCUAGUCAUUUGUCUGUCUUAAUUAUUUAAUCAAACCGUGUGCUUAAAGCGUCAGACAAGCUAAGUGCAUAUAGUUAAUUUGAUUAAAACACAGGAUGUGUAUGUAAACUCAGCAAAAAAAGAAACUGUCUUUCAAAUAUAAUUUGUAAAAAUCCAAAUAACUUCACAGAUCUUCAUUUUAAAGGGUUUAAACACUGUUUCCCAUGCUUGUUCAAUGAACCAUAAACAAUUAAUGAACAUGCAGCUGUGGAAUGGUCGUUAAGACACUAACAGCUUACAGACGGUAGGCAAUUAAGGUCACAGGUAUGAAAACUUAGGACACUAAAGAGGCCUUUCUACUGACUCUGAAAAACACCAAAAGAAUGAUGCCAGUGUCCCUGCUCAUCUGCGUGAACGUGCCUUAGGCAUGCUGCAAGGAGGCAUGAGGACUGCAGAUGUGGCCAGGGCAAUAAAUUGCAAUGUCCCUACUGUGAGACGCCUAAGACAGCGCUACAGGGAGACAUGACGGACAGCUGAUCGUCCUCGCAGUGGCAGACCACGUGUAACAACACCUGCACAGGAUCGGUACAUCCGAACAUCACACCUGCGGGACAGGUACAGGAGGGCAAAAACAACUGCCCGAGUUACACCAGGAAUGCACAAUCCCUCCCUCAGUGCUCAGACUGUCCGCAAUAGGCUGAGAGAGGCUGGACUGAGGGCUUGUAGGCCUGUUGUAAGGCAGGUCCUCACCAGACAUCACCGGCAACAACGUUGCCUAUGGGCACAAACCCACCGUCGCUGGACCAGACAGGACUGGCAAAAAGUGCUCUUCACUGAUGAGUCGCGGUUUUGUCUCACCAGGGGUGAUGGUCAGAUUCUCGUUUAUUGUCGAAGGAAUGAGCGUUACACCGAGGCCUGUACUCUGGAGCGGGAUCGAUUUGGAGGUGGAGGGUCCUCAUGGUCUGGGGCGAUGUGUCACAGCAUCAUUGGACUGAGCUUGUUGUAAUUGCAGGCAAUCUCAACGCUGUGUGUUACAGGGAAGAAAUCCUCCUCCCUCAUGUGGUACCCUUCCUGCAGGCUCAUCCUGACAUGACCCUCCAGCAUGACAAUGCCACCAGCCAUACUGCUCAUUCUGUGCGUGAUUUCCUGCAUUUCCUGCAUGUCAGUGUUCUGCCAUGGCCAUGGUCUGGGACCUGUUGGAUCGGAGCGUGAGGGCUAGGGCCAUUCCCCCCCAGAAAUGUCCGGGAACUUGCAGGUGCCUUGGUGGAAGAGUGGGGUAACAUCUCACAGCAAGAACUGGCAAAUCUGGUGCAGUCCAUGAGGAGGAGAUGCACUGCAGUACUUAAUGCAGCUGGUGGCCACACCAGAUACUGACUGUUACUUUUGAUUUUGACCCCCCUUUGUUCAGGGACACAUUCCAUUUCUGUUAGUCACAUGUCUGUGGAACUUGGCAGUUUAUGUCUCAGUUGUUGAAUCUUGUUAUGUUCAUACAAAUAUUUAGACAUGUUAAGUUUGCUGAAAAUAAACGCAGUUGACAGUGAGAGGACGUUUCUUUUUUUGCUGAGUUUAUAGAUAUGGAAAAAUACACAUUUUGAAAUUUCAACCAAUCGAUUGGUCGAAAGAACAGACGACUCUCGAAGAAAAUGACUCUCAUUCUGUGACACAACAUGUGUUCUGUCUUAAAUGACACCCUAUUCCCUAUAUAGUGCACUACUUUCGACGUCAAAAGUAGUGUACUAUGUAGGGAAUAGGGUGCCAUUUGUGACACAAUCUUGGUUUACAUUUGACUUUCCCAUCUGCAGGCUAAUCCUAGUAUGAAUUUAUACUACAAAACCUUCAGUGAUCCUCUCUACGUCUGCAUGUUCAAAAUGCUGAGGGACGCCCUGUAUUACAUUAAAGGUAAGCGAACAGGUCCCACUGCUCCUCUCCCACUGUUUUGCAGUUAUUUAUGAUCAUGCUAAGCUGUAGCGAAUCCCUGGAUUCAUAGACCUCUUUGUAGAUAUCAAUAAGAUUAAAUCAAUUUGGGUGAACCAUUCCUUUUUAAAGUGCAUUAAUUUCUGCGUUCUCAGCCUUGCAGCAGUGAUUUGUGAUGGAGGAAAAUGACGAUGUAUUACAUGUGAUUGUGAAUGUGUAAUAAUGGUGUAAUGUGUUCUAAGCCCUCCACCCGGGGUUCGUCAGGGAGGUGCACGACUUUGUGCUGGAGCAGUUCAGCAGCAGCCAGUCCGAGCUGCAGAGGGUGCUCCAUGAUGCAGGGGGGCUGCCGGGGGAGCCCAACCCUCUUAAACUCCGUUGCCAGGCCAACGCAGCCUGCGUGGACCUCAUGGUGUGGGCCGUGAAAGACGAGCAAGGUAAUUAGUCACAGCAACGCCUGAUAACGCAUUGCUUCUCAGCAUAUGGUGUUAUCACAUCUUCGAUAUUGGGUAAUGUUGUACAGUGGGGAAAAAAAGUAUUUAGUCAGCCACCAAUUGUGCAAGUUCUCCCACUUAAAAAGAUGAGAGAGGCCUGUAAUUUUCAUCAUAGGUACAUGUCAACUAUGACAGACAAAUUGAGAAAAAAAAUCCAGAAAAUCACAUUGUAGGAUUUUUUAUGAUUUUAUUUGCAAAUUAUGGUGGAAAAUAAGUAUUUGGUCACCUACAAACAAGGAAGAUUUCUGGCUCUCACAGACCUGUAACUUCUUUUUUAAGAGGCUCCUCUGUCCUCCACUCGUUACCUGUAUUAAUGGCACCUGUUUGAACUUGUUAUCAGUAUAAAAGACACCUGUCCAAACCUCAAACAGUCACACUCCAAACUCCACUAUGGCCAAGACCAAAGAGCUGUCAAAGGACACCAGAAACAAAUUGUAGACCUGCACCAGGCUGGGAAGACUGAAUCUGCAAUAGGUAAGCAGCUUGGUUUGAAGAAAUCAACUGUGGGAGCAAUUAUUAGGAAAUGGAAGACAUACAAGACCACUGAUAAUCUCCCUCGAUCUGGGGCUCCACGCAAGAUCUCACCCCGUGGGGUCAAAAUGAUCACAAGAACGGUGAGCAAAAAUCCCAGAACCACACAGGGGGACCUAGUGAAUGACCUGCAGAGAGCUGGGACCAAAGUAACAAAGCCUACCAUGAGUAACACACUACGCCGCCAGGGACUCAAAUCCUGCAGUGCCAGACGUGUCCCCCUGCUUAAGCCAGUACAUGUCCAGGCCCGUCUGAAGUUUGCUAGAGUGCAUUUGGAUGAUCCAAAAGAGGAUUGGGAGAAUGUCAUAUGGUCAGAUGAAACCAAACCAACUCGUCGUGGUUGGAGGACAAAGAAUGCUGAGUUGCAUCCAAAGAACACCAUACCUACUGUGAAGCAUGGGGGUGGAAACAUCAUGCUUUGGGGCUGUUUUUCAGCAAAGGGACCAGGACGACUGAUCCGUGUAAAGGAAAGAAUGAAUGGGGCCAUGUAUCGUGAGAUUUUGAGUGAAAACCUCCUUCCAUCAGCAAGGGCAUUGAAGAUGAAACGUGGCUGGGUCUUUCAGCAUGACAAUGAUCCCAAACACACCGCCCGGGCAACGAAGGAGUGGCUUCGUAAGAAGCAUUUCAAGGUCCUGGAGUGGCCUAGCCAGUCUCCAGAUCUCAACCCCAUAGAAAAUCUUUGGAGGGAGUUGAAAGUCCGUGUUGCCCAGCGACAGCCCCAAAACAUCACUGCUUUAGAGGAGAUCUGCAUGGAGGAAUGGGCCAAAAUACCAGCAACAGUGUGUGAAAACCUUGUGAAGACUUACAGAAAACGUUUGACCUGUGUCAUUGCCAACAAAGGGUAUAUAACAAAGUAUUGAGAAACUUUUGUUAUUGACCAAAUACUUAUUUUCCACCAUAAUUUGCAAAUAAAUUCAUUAAAAAUCCUACAAUGUGAUUUUCUGGAAAAAAAAAUCUCAUUUUGUCUGUCAUAGUUGAUGUGUACCUAUGAUGAAAAUUACAGGCCUCUCUCAUCUUUUUAAGUGGGAGAACUUGCACAAUUGGUGGCUGACUAAAUGCUUUUUUCCCCCACUGUAGCUCUCAAAUAAGGUCAGAAUCAUCUUAACUUCAGUACAUGCAGCAACAUGUCAAAAGGUCAGAGCCAUACAGUUUGAUUAAUCAUCCACCAUGUGGGCAAUAGCAUUCAUGCUUUAUGUGUCCCGAUGGGCCUUCUAUUGCCAUGGGCCACUAUUUUAGUGUCCCUAGAGCUUUAAUAACAGCAGCCUACCUCCUCUUUCUUCCCUUUUGUGCUCGUAGGAGCCGAGAAUCUGUGCAUCAAACUUUCCGAGAAGCUGCAGUCUAAGACCUCCAGUAAAGUCAUUAUCGCACACAUGCCCCUCCUCAUCUGCUGUCUACAG